AUGUCUGGCUCCGAGCCCACCUCACCUUGUGGGCCGUAUGCCCCAAAUCACGAUUCGAUGGUUACCGUCUCACUAUCAGACAAACAGUCGAGUUCGGAACAUAGCCAACCAGACUGGCGAACCCUCAAUAUUCCCCCGAUACCCGUUGAAUCUGUCCAUGAGUCCCCCAUCAACCGCAACACCGCCGACUCAUUCGGUCCCAUGCCCCUCAGAGAUGCCGCACAACGCACCCCCCUCCCCGAAGAUGAACUUUUAACCCCGACAUCGCCAGAGCUAGAACAAGUGGAAGAAGAACCAGAGCAUGAAGUGGACUGGGACAAUCUGGUGAAAACAGAGGAACAGGAACCCCGCGGAGAGGGUUCAGACGAUUCAACUGCGUUAUUACUCGCCCGGCUGGAACAGGAGAACAAUGCUUUAGCACAUGACCCCAAAGCUGGUCUGGCCAACGCUCAAGCCGAGUUACAACAUCGCCAAUCCCGUUCGCAGUCGCUCCACCAAAUCAAACGACUUAUCAAUGACCCCGCCCGUGCAGAAUUACGAUACUCACAGCUGGCACCCCCACCAAUGACCGAACUGGAAUUCUGGGCCGCCCUCGUCGCCGAUUAUCCCCAAACCGCCCAACGAUUACCCACCCUCACCUCGAAUAAAGUUCAGGGAGGUGUCCCCCCACCUCUGCGAGGUGUCGUAUGGCCCAGCUUGGCCGGCGCCCGGGAUGCCAAUCUGCUGGGUGAAUUCCAACGACUGUCCGGCGAGAGCAGCCCCUACGAUGGCCUGAUCGGAAAGGACAUUGGUCGCAGUUUUCCUAAUGUGGAGAUGUUCCGGGACCCCAAUGGAGAGGGUCAACAGAUGUUGGCUAGGGUCUUGAGAUGCUUCAGUUUGUAUGAUGCGAAGAUUGGAUAUUGUCAAGGUCUUGGAUUCGUGGUUGGUCCUCUGCUCAUGCAUAUGUCCGAUGCAGAGGCUUUCUGUGUACUUGUUCGCUUGAUGGAUCAUUACAACCUCCGACAGUGCUACUUGCCAGAUCUCUCGGGUCUUCAUCUGCACGUUUAUCAGUUCCAGAGUCUCCUGGCACGACACCGACCCGUCCUGUUCGAGCACCUGGAGUCGCUCAACGUGGAACCGGUCUAUGUAUCCCAGUGGUUCUUAUCAUUUUUCGCGACAGCUUGUCCGCUACCGAUGCUGCUCCGCAUUUACGAUGUCAUUUUCCUUGAGGGCGCUUGUGAAACUCUAAUGCGCGUUGCGCUUUCUCUGAUGCAGCGAAAUGAGAAGAGAAUCUUAGCAUGCGCCGAAUUUGAAGAUGUGAUGCAAUUACUUUUGUCGCGCAGCUUGUGGGACACAUACGCAUUCAAUGCGGACGAUCUUGUAAAUGACUUUGUUUCGCUGACCCCCCUUGUGACCAAAGAGAGCUUAAAAACCCUCGAGGCCGCCUAUAACCAGUCCCAAGGUGUUACCACUGGAGUUUCAUUCCCAAAGAUGCAGGCUACGGCAUCUCGAUUUUUGGGAAGUCUUUGGGCUGGUUCGAGCAGUCACAAUUCGGUCAAGUCUCUGAACCCCAACCCAAGCCCGUCCCGCCCUGCCAGCACACUUCGCCGCUCCGCAUCGAAACAAAGCAUGGCGUCCACCCUCAACUCAGUGGAAAGCACAUCCGACGCGAGCACCGCGCCGACAGAACUUUCUGCAAAUGUAAACGCGGAUGGUCACAAAUCUCGCAUCAAGUCGAGCAUGUCAACAAACCAGAAAGACCGUGAUCUCCACACACAAAUCGAGGAUCUUUUGAUGGCUUUCAGCGAUUUACAACGCCAACACUCAGACUUGAGCUUGGAACUACAGAAGGAACGCGAAGAGCGGGAAGAAGAUCAAGCUUUGGCGAAGGAGAUGCUCAAUCACCUCCAGGAACUUCCGACCGAAACGCAGCCUGCGGAUCUUGUAUCUAAAGCGCAAGCCCGAUACGCGUCAAAUGAGCCCAAACACGCGUCAAUCCAACAAACAAAGCAACAACUACAUCAUGAUAUGACCCGAUGGAAGGAAAUGCACGAAUUGGAGGCGGGUAGAUACAUGGACCUUUCGCGGCGGAUGGAUGACUACGAGAAGGAAAACACAUCGCUCAAGGACCAACUCCGGGAAGCACGUGGACGAAUUCAAGAUGGAUACCGCGAGCGACAGCGCCUCGAAAGAAAAAACACAGAACUUCGAUCCUUGAAGACAACUACCUCCGAACCCAGAACCCCACCUGAAAUUGUUUCCCCCGCGUCUGAUGCCAGCCAGGCCUCUCCGAAGGGUCUCCGUGAACUAAAGCUAGCGCGCAGCAAUUCUCAAAAGACACCUACAUACAACAAACGCUCCAGUAGCCUCGGUCUUCAAAACAUUCUCUCUACAGAACAGAAUAAGCCUGCCCCCGAAGAAGCAUUGCUUCUAGAGUUGGUAGCGGCUAAGACUGCCGAAGCAGUUGCUAAGCAGGAACUCGAAGAAGUAAAGGGUAAACUUGAUUCUCUUCGGAAGAUGAUCAGCGCCCCUUCUCAGUCUGUGACUUCUAAGUUGGAGAAUAGGCAUUCUUUCAUCGGUCGCUCCUCAAAUAGGAACAGUAUUGCUAAAGCCCCUACUGAGCCUAUUAGGUCUCCGAAUCUCGGUAGUGGAGGGGGUGGAGGCGGGUUUUUCAGUGGAUGGGGCCGAAGAGCUGCGCCAAGCGUUGAAGAGCCUUGA
Molecule: messenger RNA, 2697 nt
Organism: Penicillium angulare
Lineage: Eukaryota; Fungi; Ascomycota; Eurotiomycetes; Eurotiales; Aspergillaceae
Product: putative GTPase activating protein (Evi5)
Exons: 3
Coding region: 1-2697 (898 amino acids)
Source: RefSeq, a predicted model, not a curated record